Molecule: messenger RNA, 525 nt
Organism: Nematocida homosporus
Lineage: Eukaryota; Fungi; Microsporidia
Exons: 1
Coding region: 1-525 (174 amino acids)
Biological process (GO): retrograde vesicle-mediated transport, Golgi to endoplasmic reticulum; protein retention in ER lumen
Cellular component (GO): Golgi membrane
Source: RefSeq, a predicted model, not a curated record
AUGCAGCUUCGCCAUAUGGUCCAGUCUUACAUGGAUAAGUGUGUGGCCUACCCUAAAGAGCGCUGGUCGGCUUUUGGAAUAGCUACUCUUCUUUUCCUCUUUCGGGUGGUUAAGACUGGUGGUUAUAGAUUGGUUACUUAUUGUUUGUUUCUCUAUUUAUUGCACUGUUUUAUUGGGUUCUGUACUCCGGUAGAUAGUGAUAUUCCCGACCCCUUUGAUAUUGAAGAUGCUUCGGCUGUAGUUGAAAGUCCUUUGCGAAGGAGUGGUGAUGAGUCUAAGCCUUUUAUUAGACGGUUGCCUGAGUUUGAUUACUGGCUUUUAUCAAUGCAGUCGGUGGUUGGUGCUUUUGUGGCUACUUUUAUUCCUUUCUUUAACAUUCCGGUGUACACUCCUAUUCUAGUGAUCUACUUUGUUGGUCUGUUAUACUUAACAGUGGUAAAGAUAAGACAGCAUAUGGAGAAAUACAAGUACAAUCCCUUCUUUAAUGCUAAGAAGAUAUAUAAAGGACUGGUUCAAACGAAAUAA